Sinocyclocheilus grahami is the source of this 4867-nucleotide messenger RNA. RefSeq names its product TBC1 domain family member 9-like. The record is from RefSeq and is a predicted model, not a curated record. Bases 455 to 4138 code for a protein of 1227 amino acids. Lineage: Eukaryota; Metazoa; Chordata; Actinopteri; Cypriniformes; Cyprinidae. Gene Ontology annotation, molecular function: calcium ion binding. The transcript is spliced from 21 exons.
ACGCGCGCUGCAGUGGCGCUAGUGAGUGAAGCAUCGUUGAAGCGCGGCAGAGCUGUCAGGCAUUGUUUAUUUUGCGUGCUCGUUUAAACGCUGAAACUAUCCUCACCGUUCAUUAUUAGCUCCCGGAAUACAUCAGUCCUGCUCUCCGUCAGUCAGGCAGGCGCUGGAGCCGCUGUCGUCCUUUAAGAAAGGUGUUAAUGCUGUUAUUUGUGUAGUGUGAGGUGCGCGCGCGUCUCAAGGAGCUCCAGGCGGACUGUAUAUUUUAAUAUUGAUCCAUAUGCACGGUACAGUAAGUGUUAUAUUCUACUGACAGCUGAUACGUUUGCAUUAUACCGCCGCCGUCGCUGCCCUAUAUUAUCGCUGAGACGCUUGGAUAAGCUUCAGGACGGCGACUCCACACUGGACCACGCACCUGAGGUUUGUUUGAUGUCCUCGUGAGGAACCCGAGCAGAAGAUGUGGGUGAACCCUGAGGAGGUGUUGCUGGCCAGCGCGCUGUGGAUGACCGAGAGAGCGAAUCCCUACUUCAUCCUGCAGAAGAGAAAGGGCCACGGAGACGGCGGAGGAGGGCUCGCGGGUCUGCUGGUUGGUACUCUUGACGUGGUGCUGGAUUCGAGUGCCCGUGUGGCCCCGUACAGGAUCCUCUACCAGACCCCCGAUUCCCUGGUUUACUGGAGCAUCGGCCACGGGAGCUCUCGUAAGGAGAUCACGGAGAACUGGGAAUGGCUGGAGCAGAAUCUGCUGCAGACGCUCUCCAUCUUCGAGAAUGAGAACGACAUCACCACCUUCGUCAAGGGCAAAAUACAGGGCAUUAUAGCCGAAUACAACAAAAGCCAUGAUAUCAGAGAGGAUGACGACACGGAUAAGUUUAAGGAGGCCAUCGCUAAGUUUCGCAAGCUAUUUGUCAUGCCGGAGGAGGAGAAGCUGGUCAACUAUUACUCCUGCAGCUACUGGAAGGGCAAGGUGCCGCGGCAGGGCUGGCUGUACCUCAGCAUCAACCACCUCUGCUUUUACUCCUACCUGCUCGGGAAAGAGGCUAAGCUGGUGAUCCGCUGGGCCGACGUGACUCAGCUGGAGAAGAACGCCACGCUGCUGCUGCCGGACAUGGUGCUCGUCAGCACACGCUGCAGCGAGCACGUCUUCUCCGUCUUCCGCAACAUCAACGAGACCUUCAAACUCAUGGAGCAGCUCGCCAAUAUAGCCAUGAGACAGCUGCUGGACAACAAGGGCUUCGAGCAGGACCGCUGUCUGCCCAAACUCAAGAAGAAGUCGCCCAAGAAAGUGUCGGCCCUCAAAAGGGAUUUGGACGCCAGGGCUAAAAGCGAGCGAUACCGGGCACUUUUCCGCCUGCCGAAAGACGAGAAACUGGACGGUCACACAGACUGCACGCUAUGGACCCCCUUCAACAAGAUGCACAUCCUCGGACAGAUGUUCGUCUCCACUAAUUACAUCUGCUUCACCAGUAAAGAGGAGACCGUCUGCAGUCUGAUUAUCCCGCUCAGAGAGGUGACCAUCGUUGAGAAAGCCGAUAGCUGUAACGUCCUUCCCAGCCCCUUGUCAAUCAGCACCAAAAACAAAAUGACCUUCCUCUUUGCCAACCUCAAAGACCGGGACUUCCUGGUGCAGAGGAUCUCGGACUUCCUGCAGCAGACCACCUCCAAAAUCUACUUUGAGCGGGAAAUCACAGGCAGCCUCAGCAGCUCAGACGACGAGGUGUCCUCUCAGCAGGGCAGUGUCUUGUCCUGUAGUCCCCAGCGCAGCGCUCUCGGCUCUGAGGGAGACAGUGACAGACAGUUCAAUCUCAAUGAUAACAGGGUUCCCACUGCGACACAAGCCCUGAUGACCAUGUACCGCCGGCGGUCCCCGGAGGAGUUCAACCCCAAACUGGCUAAAGAGUUUCUGAAGGAGCAGGCCUGGAAGAAUCACUUCACCGAAUACGGCCAGGGAGUGUGUAUGUACCGCACGGAGAAGACCAAAGAGCUGGUGCUGCAGGGCAUCCCGGAGAACAUGAGAGGAGAGCUCUGGCUCCUGUUUUCUGGGGCGAUUAAUGAGAUGGCCACUCAUCCUGGUUAUUAUGAGGAUCUGGUGGAGAAGUCGAUGGGCAAAUAUAAUCUGGCCACCGAGGAGAUCGAGAGAGACCUCCACCGCUCUCUUCCAGAGCAUCCAGCCUUUCAGAAUGAGAUGGGCAUCGCUGCUCUGCGUCGAGUCCUCACUGCAUACGCCUUCCGCAACCCCAACAUCGGCUACUGCCAGGCCAUGAACAUCGUGACCUCCGUCCUGCUGCUGUACGCUAAAGAGGAAGAGGCCUUCUGGCUGCUGGUGGCCUUAUGUGAGCGCAUGCUUCCCGACUACUACAACACCAGGGUCGUAGGUGCUUUGGUGGACCAGGGUGUGUUCGAGGAGCUGGCUCACGUCUGUGUUCCUCAGCUGUACGACUGCAUGCAGGCGCUGAGUGUCAUCUCCACCAUCUCUCUGUCCUGGUUCCUCACGCUCUUCCUUUCCGUCAUGCCCUUCGAGAGCGCCGUGGUGGUGGUCGACUGCUUCUUCUAUGAGGGCAUCAAGGUCAUCUUCCAGCUAGCGCUGUCGGUGCUCGACGCUAACAUCCAUCAGCUGCUGAGCUGCAAAGAUGACGGAGAGGCCAUGACCAUCCUGGGCAGGUAUCUGGACAGCGUGACCAAUAAGGACAGCACUCUUCCUCCAAUCCCUCAUCUUCACUCUCUCCUGACGGAUAAUGGGGAGCCUCAUCCUGAGGUGGACAUCUUCAAACUGGUGCGCAGCUCCUAUGAGAAGUUCGGCUCCAUCCGGGCGGAUGUGAUUGAGCAGAUGCGUUUCAAACAGAGGCUGAGAGUGAUCCAGGCCAUUGAGGACACCACCAAACGCAAUGUGGUGCGUACCAUCGUGACGGAGACACCCUUCAGCAUCGAUGAGCUGGAGGAGCUUUAUACACUCUUUAAGGCUGAGCAUCUGACCAGCUGUUACUGGGGCAGCACCAGUAACCCCAUGAGCCGGCACGACCCGAGCCUGCCGUACCUGGAGCAGUACCGCAUGGAUCUGGAGCAGUUCAAAGUGCUGUUUGCGCUGCUUUUCCCCUGGGCCUGCGGCACACACACCGACGACCUGGCCCUGCGCGUCUUCCGUCUGCUGGACCACAACGCAGACGCGCUCAUAAACUUCAGAGAGUUCAUCAGCGGCCUCAGUGUCCUGUGUCACGGUGACCUGAUGGAAAAACUCAAAUUUCUGUAUAAGAUUCACGUACUUCCAGAGUUGCACCAUGAGCAGGAGGAGCCCGACUCGGCGUGUGAAGCUACGCAGUAUUUUUUUGAGGACAUCACCCCAGAGACCUCCAGCGGCCUCGACCAAAAGAACAGAGCCGAGAAGGACGAUGGUUUUGUUGGAGUCACGUUUAAAAGUGAAAAAGUUAAGAAAAUGCACACUCCAGAUUACCGCACGUACAUGCGCCUGUGGAACCAGGAGACCAAAGCAAAGUUAGAGAACAUGAAGGAUCUGCCCAAACUCAACCAGAGUCAGUUCAUCGAGCUGUGCAAGACUCUCUAUAACAUGUUCAGCGAAGACCCCAGCGAGCAGGAGCUGUAUCACGCCACGGCUACGGUCACCAGCCUGCUGCUGGAGAUGGGAGAGGUGGGCAAGCUCUUCUGCAGUCCGGCUCGCAGGACAGACGAGGAGGACGAGGACGAGCGCAUCCCGCCGAGCAGGAGCAAGCAGGAGCGCCAUCAUCUGGAGGACUCCUCACCCAAAGACUCGGCCACGUCCUCCGCCAUGCUCAUCUCCGACGACGAGACCAAAGACGACACCUCCGUGUCCUCCUACUCCGUCCUGAGCGCCGGCUCGCACGAGCUUCAGUGCGAGGACAUCGCGGAGGACACCGUGCUCAUACGCAGCGGCUCAGCGGCCGCCGGGCAUCAUGGGAGGAGCGGCUUGCCUCACAGCGCCAGCAUCGACAAGGACUGGGCCAUCACUUUUGAGCAGUUCCUGGCCUCGGUGCUCACCGAACAAGCCCUGGUGCAGUACUUAGAGAAGCCUGUGGAGAUCGCCGCACGAAUAACCAACGCCAAGAACGUUCGCAAGGUGGGACACCAACACAUGUCCGUCAGUGACUAUGAGAUCUCGCUAUCGGGCUAAAAACGGUUAUCUCUGUGUUCAAAACUGUGUUUGGGGGUUAAAGGAGUAGUCAUCCAAAACAUACGAUUUGAGCAUGGUUUACUCGCUUUUAUGUUCCAAUCCUGACUUAUUUAUCGUGAGAAGUUAAUGCUAGUUUCUCCAUACAGUGAAAGCGGAUGGUGACCAUCUCUGUCGAGCAAAAACAUGACAAGAAGCACCAUAAAAAUAGACUUGGACACUACAUAGUGAGUUUUCUGAAGCCAUAUGCUAGCAACUUAAAGUUCAUAUGUUUCCCUUACAAACCUCACAUUUUAUGACUAGACAUUUUAUAAUAAAAAUAAUGGCCACUUUUAUGAUGUUUCAUUGUCAGCUUGAAAUGUUAUAUGCACUGUUUGAUUUUAUAUUUUAUAUGAGGCGUGCUGUUUUUGCAGCAAACGGUUUCACACGAAAACCCCUGAUUGGUGUGACUUCGCGGUUUCCAGCAGUAAAUCUCAAUAUCAAAUGACAUAAUAUAAGACUUAUUCACUAUGUAUUGAGUUUUUGAAGCCAUAUGCUAGCACAUUAUGACUUAAAUUUAGUGUGUUUCUCACAUAAGCCUAUUUUUAGACUGUUUUGUAAUAAUUAGCCACUUUUAUGAUGCUUCGUUGUCAUUUUUUGGAGCUCGAAAUCUUCCUCAGGAGGUCAAAAUGUUUUAUUUUACGUUUUAUGCAAGGCUUGCAACUUUUGCAGCACUUGAACAUUUUUGGGACU